Oncorhynchus nerka (sockeye salmon) is the source of this 3670-nucleotide messenger RNA. RefSeq names its product endothelin receptor type B-like. Gene Ontology annotation, cellular component: plasma membrane. Gene Ontology annotation, biological process: enteric nervous system development; developmental pigmentation; endothelin receptor signaling pathway. The record is from RefSeq and is a predicted model, not a curated record. Lineage: Eukaryota; Metazoa; Chordata; Actinopteri; Salmoniformes; Salmonidae. The coding region runs from base 819 to 2093 and encodes 424 amino acids. The transcript is spliced from 8 exons. Gene Ontology annotation, molecular function: endothelin receptor activity.
UUUAACUCCACAAUUCGCCUAAUCAGGUAAAUCCAGUUCACUUGGAUGAAGGAAUUCCUGAAAAAAUGUCUUUAGUCUAUAGUGCUCUUGUCCUGACUCCUGUCCCAAGGUGACAAGACACAGCCCAGUCAUAGCGUACAAUGAUGUUGCACGGUCAUAAAAAUAACACCCCUCUCUACUUCUCCUCACUUUAUUGAACAGUAAUUCACUUUUAAGCAGCUAUCCCUCUGGCUUACAAUCAAUUAUAUGCACUGCAUUGUUCAUUCAUUCUCGCUCUCUGUCACCCUCUCUCUCAGAAGGGAGGGGUUGAGCAGAGGCAGUAACCUCUAAUGGAUAACAGUGCUCGAGGAUUUAAAGUUAGACCACCGUCAGCGUGCGGAACCAGUAGGGUAACGUGACCAGAGAAGGAUAGAAUGCUGUUCAGUCAAACCGGAGCACUGACCAAUGACAUUUUGAUUCAUUUUAUAACUUUUUGGAGCUAUUUGACCAAUUCAAACUAGAUUAAAAAAGAGUCAAAGAGCACACACAAACCAGCAUUUACCAGACAAAGAUCAGCAUCAAACGUCAUGCGGACGUGAGAAGAGAAGUGAUGAGGACAGUUUGGACAAGAUACCCAUGACAUAGUUGGAAUAAUAGACCCACGAUUGUUUUUUAUGGAACCACUUAAUGCCAAUCUAUAACAGUUGGGGAAGUUGUUUUCAAACGUUUAAUUCUCAACUGGGAGAGAAGGCCUAUCAAAACAAACAUUUUCUGACGUGUUAGUCAAAGGAUCCUUAGGGAAUCUGAUUUCCAUCUUGCAGACGGGACUCCUGUCGAUUAUGGCGAAGACCUUGUUCAUCUGUUUCCCACUGGUUCUCCUGGUGGGACAUCUCCUCGUGGUUACCGGACAAGCCACCCGAACACCGGUUUCGCAAGAACCGCGCCCAGACGUCCAUCCGUCCGCCACCCAGAAACCAGUAUUCUCUGGUAGAGGGGACAGGUUCAACGCCAAUGUCUCCACUGCUCGGCGCAUGCGACCUUUGCCACCGAUGUGCUCGGGACCCACGGAGAUCAGAGACACAUUUAAGUACAUCAACACGGUAGUAUCAUGUCUCGUGUUUGUUGUCGGUAUUAUCGGGAACUCCACGCUCCUCAGAAUCAUUUACCGGAACAAGUGCAUGCGCAACGGGCCCAAUAUUCUCAUCGGGAGCCUGGCGCUGGGAGACCUGCUGCACAUUGUGAUUGAUAUUCCCAUUAACGUGUACAAGCUCCUAGCGGAGGACUGGCCGUUUGGUGUGGGUCUGUGCAAACUGGUGCCUUUUGUCCAGAAAGCUUCAGUGGGCAUUACUGUGCUGAGCCUGUGUGCUCUGAGCAUCGACAGGUACCGAGCAGUAGCGUCGUGGAACCGUAUCAAGGGGAUCGGUGUUCCCAAGUGGACGGCUAUAGAGAUCGCACUCAUCUGGCUGCUGUCUAUCCUGCUGGCUGUCCCUGAAGCUAUAGCCUUCGACAUGAUCGCCAUGGACUACAAAGGAGAGCACCUCCGCAUUUGUCUGCUACACCCCAUGCAGAAUUCAGACUUUAUGAGGUUCUAUAAGUCCGCUAAGGACUGGUGGCUGUUCAGUGUGUAUUUCUGCCUCCCUCUGGCCGUCACCGCCGUCUUCUACACCCUGAUGACUUGUGAGAUGCUGAGGAAGAAGAACGGAGUCCAGAUCGCCCUGAGUGACCAUCUGAAACAGAGGCGUGAGGUGGCUAAGACCGUGUUCUGCCUGGUGCUGGUGUUUGCUCUGUGCUGGUUGCCUCUCCAUCUCAGCCGCAUCCUCAAGCUCACCAUCUAUGAUGAGAAAGACCCUAACCGCUGUGAACUGCUCAGUUUCUUCCUGGUUCUGGACUACAUCGGGAUCAACAUGGCGUCUCUUAACUCCUGCAUCAACCCCAUCGCUCUCUACAUGGUCAGCAAGCGUUUCAAGAUCUGCUUCAGGUCAUGUCUGUGUUGCUGGUGUCUGCCAGCUGAGAUGUUGAUGGAUGAGAAACAGUCCUGUAUGAAGCUCAAAGUCUCAGACCGGGCCUCCGACCAGAGCAACUCACGCGCUACUAACAAGGACACUUCAGCAUGAGAGGGGCCCUGCGCAGUGCAGAGAAGUACUCAAUGAAGUAACCUAUGAUCUACCUUAAAGGACUAAUUGAAGAUCAAUCAUAUAAACCUGAUUCUGACUUAAACCAUUAUGACAAGGUCAUAAGAAGUGCCCUUAUUUAGGUAUAGUUGAUGUAGUUUAAAACCACUUGGAGAAAAGAAGUGCCCUAAUCCAGUAAAGUCUCCUCUGACUGGAGGGUGUAAGUACUCAAGUGCACUUUGAGUGUUGCCUAUGAAAGUGAAUGGUCUGGGAUGUGUAGCUGGGAGAGGGUUGAUGGGAAGGAGGAUCAUUGGGGGAAGGAGGAGUGGAUGGAAGUUUAGUGCAGACAAUCAAACAUCAGUAUUAUUGAUAAUGAAUGGCACAACAUCGGGUGGUCAUAUUGUAGAGAAAUGACAUUGCCGGGUGUGGCUGUUCCUGAUUAGAACCUCUAUAUGAAUGUUCAUAAGAUACAUGACAUAAGCCAAACCCAAAGAGGCAUCAUAGUGCAAAUGCCUGACUUGAGACAUACGGAACAUUAUAUGAACAUUUUAAGUAGGUUGUAAAAACGUUGUUAAUUAUACAGUAUAAUAUCUGAACAUAUCCCAUAUACUGCUCAGAAUUCAAGGACUUUAGACUUAAUUCAUUUUUAUACCUUUGUUAAAUUGCUUUUACACUGUUUGAUAUUGUUACCAGUGGAGGCUGCUGAGGGGAGGACGGCUCAUAAUAAUGUCUGGAACGGAGUAAAUGGAAUGAUAUCAAACACCUGGAAACCUUGUGUCUGAUGUAUUGUUGGAAUGGUAUCAAACACCUGGAAACCUUGUGUCUGAUGUAUUGUUGGAAUGGUAUCAAACACCUGGAAACCUUGUGUCUGAUGUAUUGUUGGAAUGGUAUCAAAAUCUUCUCCAGCCCUUACCACGAGCCCGUCCUCUCCAAUUAAGGUGCCACCAACCUCCUGUGAUUGUUACCAUUAGCAUUUAUAUGUGAUUUUAGCUGGAUAGUUAGCUAUAGUAUCCUUGAAUGUUUGAUUGUGUGUUCUGUGUUUGGGAGGCGUUCAGCUGUUUCUCAUUAAACUACUGAUCUAAUUGGGUUGGACGAUAUGUGAAUAAAUCAUAAAUGGCACAUUCCUAAAGUUCUCGCAAUAACUUUCUGGCUUUCUGGCUUUUCAAAAUGUGUUUCAAAAACAGUUCAGUGUUUGUCUCAAAUAUGAUCAUGUUAGUAUUCUGUAGCUUUGUGGACCGCCACCCAAUUGUAAAAACCGACUGAUUUUGUUAUGCUUUAAUAGCGAUCAUGACAAGCCAGAAGGACUUUCGCCGCUUAUUGGGGAGUCGGAUGAGAGGGAGGGGAGAGGAGAUAUUUGAAGUGUUUCUCUCCAUAUGCCUUGUGGUUUUUUGCCAAGGGAUUGUGAUGGUGUGUUAUUGAAUACGGAGCUCUGUGUUGUUGUAUAUCCUGUACAUACAGUAGUAUAUCCUGUACAUACAGUAGCUGUCCUGUGAGUGUAUGGUUGGGAUGAUGUGCCUGUCAAAGGUUGUGUGGUUUAUAUUUUCCCAAAAAUGUUACAAAAUAAAAACAUUUACAUUUAA